AAAAACAGACUAUUUACAUUUCAAAGAGAGACCCUCGAAGAAGGCGGAUCUUUUGCGAGGGACUGCCAGCAAGUGUCUAGAAAACACUUAAGAUUUUUUUUUUGACAUUUGUUGUGCUAGACACAUUCAAGAAUAAUAUGUCUACUGCUACGGGAGUUUUUCUGCUGUCGCUGACAGCGGUCCCUGUAUGCUACAGUAUGAAUUUAAUGAGUAGCAUGGGUGAUCACCGCCUAGUUUUUGGUGGUGCAUGUCUCGUUUUGGCUGUUAUCGUGUUCAUGUCGUAUCUCAUUAUCGCCUUCACUGGCAAACAGAACAAGCCUAGCGAUUUAUUUUUCUACGUGUUUUCAUUAUUUGCAUUUACCAGUGUCGUAGAUCUGGUUAUUGGACUGGAAUUGGAUGGUGUUAUUAAUAACUUUGUUGCAUUUUAUCUCAAAGAGGGUGAACCAUACCUGAACACAGCCUAUGGAACCAUGAUUAACUACUGGGAUGGUACAGGACACUAUUGUAUGUACCUAAUGAUGGUUACUGCUAUUGUAUGGAAAUUGAAUGUUGUUUUUUCUUUUUCUCAGAAAAUCAAAGCCCAGAAGAAGAGUAUUUUCCAAAGACCAUUUGAUCUAAUGAUGGUGAUAUACUUACUGACCUCAUGUGUCUUCUCUUUCAUCAGGAUGCUAGCUGCAUUGAACAGUCCAAUCCUAUUUGCACAAGCAUAUGUAAAAUUUUAUGAACCUUACCUUCUGGAUCCAGUUAUCUAUCCUAAAUUACAGAUGCUUGUGUACUGGUUCUACCUUACACCACACAGUUUAUGUGCAAUAUACGGGCUGCUGUAUCCAGGCUGUGAAUGGAUGUCAGACUGGGCAUUAAUACAUGCGGGAGCAGCCAUGCAGGGUCAGUUUUCUCACAUUGGAUCCUCUCUUCACUCGAGGACACCAUACGCAUUGAGGGUUCCCAUAGAUUCACGGUCAACAUUCUGGGUUAUCAACCUUAUCCUGUUAGUCUUCCCUCAGAUUUUAGCAUGGCGAUGUCUAAACAAACCAGCCUUCUUUGCCAAGGAAGUGGAUCCAAGACCUCUAAAAAAAGAGCAUCUAAAAUAAUUCAAAGUAAUUUCUGUCUUUUUAAAAUAUACUGCUUCAAUUUCAGUGUAACAUUGAGAUAUGACUGGUAUUUUUUGAAUCAACAGAAAUAUAUGUAUUCAUUAAUUAUUUUAUGAUUGCUUUAUUGGUUAAAUAUCAUUGCCAAAUGUGUAUUCCUGUUACAUGGUGUGGAUUAUUGGAUAAUAAAAUGCUUCCUGACUUUCAACCCACUUCUAUAACAAACCUACCUCCCUCGGUUAGUAAUUUCACCAAUAGUAGGGUAUCAGAUUGAUUUGAGAAAUUAAUAGAAAUAAUCAUAAUAUGAUCUCCUGCUGAUCUCUGGGGAAAAAAAUAUCCAUCAUGGGAUCAACUAAUAAGUAUAAAAUAGCUAAAUAUCAUUCUACACUUCCUCAUGAAAUGCAAGCAGUACUAUGAUCAACACAAUUAAUACAAUUUAAUACUAUCCAUUAUAACUUGUUUAAUGUUAAAUAAUGGAGUUUUUUAGCUUUAUGCAAAUGUUUUAAUUCCAUGUUGAGAGUUUAAUGAGAAUUUUAAUUAUAUUUUAAGAAAUUUUAUAAAAGUUACUGUAAUUGGGUUAAGUACCCCCUUGGUCUAAGCCUAGGUUUAGAUACAGUAUCGCCUUGAUCAGAUGAAAUGCCAAAAAGCAGAUGGAAUAUAUAUCUGCAAUUGCUCUUCCACGUUUAAAUCUAUUCCUGAUAAUUAUUAUUUAGUAAUAUUUUGAUUUAUUUGUGUUUUUCGAUUGUAAAUACUGUACUCCAAUUCUAUAUUUUGGUCGGGGCAUACCACAGCAUACCAGUCUCUAAACAUAUGCCCCCUUUUAGCUUGCUGUGCUCUGUUUGUCACAAAUUUUAAGACCACUUUCCUUUUUAGGCUUACAUGUGAGAGGCCUCAGGAUGUAUCCUGAGACCAAGGUCACCAUACUCGACCAGUUGCCCUCCUUCACAAUAAGUGUUUCAUUUUCAUCAAUAAUUUGAUUUGUUUUUAAAUGUGUGUACUAUAUUUUGUCAUUAGCAAUAUUACAGAAUUGUGUACUGUGUUGUGUAAUUUAUCAUCAUAAUUUGUAGCUAAAUUUGAUAAAUGCCAAUUUUAUUAAUGAAGGGUUUUCCCCCCAAUAAAUUGGCAUUAAUUGAAAUGAAUAAUUUUAAUUAUAUUAAUAAAUUAUUAAUAAUCAUAAUGAUGAAUAAAUAGAUAAAAAGAUCAAA
Molecule: messenger RNA, 2293 nt
Organism: Anneissia japonica
Lineage: Eukaryota; Metazoa; Echinodermata; Crinoidea; Comatulida; Comatulidae
Product: transmembrane 6 superfamily member 1-like
Exons: 7
Coding region: 138-1091 (317 amino acids)
Source: RefSeq, a predicted model, not a curated record